ACCCCCCACCCACAUCAUGGAGAAUGGUAAUCAACCACUUCUCUCGUCCUCCAGAGAAGUGGACCAAGAGCAAGAACACCAGCUACAGUCCCUUCCAGUAGCAAUACACGCUUCCUCUGGUGCUACCUUUAACGCCGAAGAUGCUGACAUCCCUCCCAUCAAGAGUCCUGUCGAUUUCUUCAGAGCGUUCCUUCCUGAAUCAAAGAAGCUCUGGUACCUCGCCGGCCCGGCCAUCUUCACCUCCAUAUGCCAAUACUCUCUCGGUGCUAUCCCUCAAGUCUUUCUGGGCCAGGUCGGCACACUCGAACUCGCCGCUUUCUCCAUCGAAAACUCUGUCAUCGCCGGCUUUUCACUGGGCAUCAUGCUCGGAAUGGGAAGCGCACUCGAAACACUAUGUGGGCAAGCGUUUGGAGCAGGACAGAUUGAUAUGCUAGGAAUUUACAUGCAAAGGUCAUGGGUGAUCCUGACCACCACUGGUUUGGUUCUGAGUCUUUUGUACUUCUUUGCGACGCCACUGUUGAAACUGCUUGGACAGACUGAUGCAAUAUCGGACGCAGCGGGACUGUUCGCACUUUAUAUGCUUCCGCAGCUAUUUGCUUACGCUCUAAAUUUUCCGGCGGUCAAGUUUCUGCAAUCACAGAGCAAGAUCUUUGUGAUAGCUUUGAUUGCGGCUGUGUCAUUGCUUCUGAACGCACUGUUUAGCUGGCUUUUCAUCUUGAAGUUAGGUUGGGGUCUGGUGGGUGCGGCGGUCGUGUUGAAUUCGUCCUGGUGGUUCGUUGUGUUAGCGCAGCUGUUGUAUAUUUUCAGUGGGACUUGUGGUCGAGCUUGGUCUGGGUUCUCAUUGAAGGCGUUUCAUAACCUUUGGGGAUUCGUUAAGUUAUCGAUGGCCUCCGCAGUAAUGCUCUGCUUGGAAGUGUGGUACUUCAUGGCGCUAAUUCUCUUUGCUGGAUAUCUAAAAAAUGCGGAAGUUUCAGUAGAUGCCUUGUCCAUAUGCAUGAACAUAUUGGGCUGGACAAUUAUGGAAGCUCUUGGAAUGAAUGCAGCUAUAAGUGUGAGAGUGUCAAAUGAAUUGGGAGCAUCUCAUCCAAGAACAGCUAAAUUUUCAUUGGUGGUGGCCGUGGUAACCUCAUUCUUGAUCGGUAUUAUCAUCGCAGUCAUUCUAAUCUUGGCACGAAACGUCUACCCGUCAUUGUUUUCGAGUGAUGCAAGUGUUGAAACUGUCGUUAGAGAGCUUACACCAGUAUUGGCUUUUUGCAUCAUUAUUAACAAUGUUCAACCUGUUCUCUCUGGGGUGGCCAUUGGAGCAGGAUGGCAAGGUAUUAUUGCUUAUGUGAACAUUGCAUGUUACUACGUUCUUGGGAUCCCUUUGGGUCUCAUUCUGGGUUACAAGCUUGAUUGGGGUGUCACGGGGAUUUGGUACGGCAUGAUGUUUGGAACGAUCGUACAGACUGUUGUCCUUUUCAUUAUAAUUUAUAGGACCAACUGGAACAAAGAGGCAUCAAUUGCUGAAGACAGAAUAAGGAAAUGGGGAGGGCCGAAACAGAGUGAUGUAGAGAAACCAAACGGGAGCUGAGAGUUCAAGGAAACAUGCCUGAGUUUUUUUUGCAGAAUAAUAAGAUUAUCAUUGUUCAGCUAAUGAGUAUUUGACAUCAGCAUUUUAAAGCUAAUUAGCCUAAUUUUAUUCAACCUUUUUGGUCUAGGCUGAAGAGCUCAUGAUUUCACUUUCCUUGCUAGAAGCAAUAAAAUUUCUUCGUAUUGCCUGACAA
Molecule: messenger RNA, 1766 nt
Organism: Quercus lobata
Lineage: Eukaryota; Viridiplantae; Streptophyta; Magnoliopsida; Fagales; Fagaceae
Product: protein DETOXIFICATION 29-like
Exons: 8
Coding region: 17-1573 (518 amino acids)
Biological process (GO): xenobiotic detoxification by transmembrane export across the plasma membrane
Cellular component (GO): membrane
Molecular function (GO): antiporter activity; xenobiotic transmembrane transporter activity
Source: RefSeq, a predicted model, not a curated record